UUAACACCCGGAAAUAACAUCCGUUUCAAUUUGAAACUUUGGCGGCGUUUAAUUUGGCAGCACAGAAAAGGAGCAAAAAUGGAGGCCAGCAUGUCCAGACUUCUUGUUGGACUGUCUGUAAAAAUCAGUCGCAGUGAUGGUCGAGUUCAUCUGGCAAUGGUGAAGUCCGUGGAUUCCGUUAAGUCCACGGUAAUGGUUGAGUGGAAUGAAAGAAAGAUCUGCCGAGGAAAGGAGGUUGAAGUGAAUGAGUUAUGUAUACUCAAUCCUGAACUUUUGGACCAUAUAAAGGCUGUCACUAACCAUGCUGUAGACCCACCCUCUCCUGCUCCAGACAAGAAGUAUGAGGGCCGUCUUCGCUCAUCCAGGAUUCCUGCCCCUGCCUCCUCCUCUGCUCCAGCAGUCAACAAAGCUGAAGAGUCAGUUGCCAAUCGGUCUCAGACCAGGCAGACGUGUAUGUUCCAGGCCCCGGCCCCUGUUCCAGCACCAGUCCCCACCUCUGAGUCUGCGCAGGUGAACCUAGAGACGGUCCACCCUGAUGUCCCCUCUUCAUCAGUCCUGACAAACUCUGCGAUUCCUAAUCAGCAGCACAGAAAGAAUGAGGCCAAACCAGCUCAGUCGCUGCCUUAUGUGCGUGAGGCGAAAAAGGAAAAUGAUGAACCUGAGAGAAUGCCACCUGCACCUGCAGUGAAAGGCAGAAGAAAAUCAGUGGCUCCCCAAGAGAUAAACAAAGGCAACAAAAGGCUGUCUUGCGUUGUAAAGCCCUCUAACGUUCAGACCAAGAGGGGAAAGUUUGGGGAGGCUCCUCGACCAAACCAAAAGUUCUACGAGAUGAUCCAAGACUUCAGAGAGACCCUGGAAAUAAUCCCCUUAGCAACUACUGACCAUAUUGAACCUCACAGGAUUUGUGUGUGCGUUCGCAAGCGGCCCCUUAACAAACAAGAGAUUAAUAAAAAGGAGAUAGAUGUCGUGUCUGUACCUGGAAACGGUGCGCUGCUGGUCCAUGAGCCAAAACAGAAGGUGGACCUCACCAAGUACUUGGACAACCAAAUGUUCCACUUUGACUACUCCUUUGAUGAGACCGCCACCAACGACCUGGUCUACAAAUUCACAGCCAAACCUUUGGUGCAGUCUAUUUUUGAAGGCGGCAUGGCAACAUGUUUCGCCUAUGGCCAGACUGGAAGUGGGAAGACUCAUACGAUGGGAGGAGAUUUCACAGGGAGGCAGCAGAACAGUGCCAAAGGAAUCUACGCCUUGGCAGCCCAGGAUGUUUUCGCCUAUCUGAACCACAGGAGGUAUUCUAACCUGGAACUCUGUGCCUAUGUGAGCUUCUUCGAGAUUUACAAUGGAAAAGUGUAUGACCUGCUGAAUAAGAAGGCAAAGCUCCGUGUGCUGGAGGAUGACCGGCAGCAGGUCCAGGUGGUGGGCCUGGAGGAGGUCUAUGUGGCCACAGCAGAAGAGGUCAUCAAGAUGAUCCAGGCGGGCAGUGCGUGCAGAACAUCAGGCCAGACCUCCGCCAAUGCCAACUCAUCCCGCUCUCAUGCCAUCCUGCAGAUUGUCCUGCGGCGCAAUAACCGUGCCAACAUGCUGCAUGGCAAGUUUUCCCUCGUCGAUUUGGCUGGCAACGAGCGCGGCACAGACGUCAGCAGCAACGACCGCAGCACUUUAGUGGAGACUGCCGAGAUCAACCGCAGCCUGCUGGCUCUCAAGGAGUGUAUUCGUUCACUGGGAAUGAACAGCGAUCACAUUCCUUUCCGGAUGAGCACUUUGACCAAAGUCCUCAGGGAUUCCUUCAUCGGAGAAAAGUCCAGGACCUGCAUGAUCGCGAUGGUGUCACCAGGCAUGACUUCAUGUGAAUACACGAUGAACACACUACGUUAUGCUGACAGAGUGAAGGAACUGAAAGGCAACGCCAAGUCCAAUGGAGCGGCUAAGGCAGAAGAGCCUGUGAAUAGCUCCACAGAGGAGGAAUCUGUUGAGGACACCAGUGUAUAUGAUGCCAUAACCCAAGUGGCAGAGCUGGAGGAGAAGGUUUACACGGAGUUCCAGAGGGGUAAUGAACUCUUCAAUGCAAUGGGGCAGACCUCGUACAAUAUCGAGGCAGGACUUCCAGACCUGAUGGAUCACGCAAAGAAAUUACUGGACACGGUACUGGCUUUGCAGACUGCCGUGGACCAGGAGAGAAGGGCAAGGCAAAGCUUCUAAGAACCCACUGACCUACUCAUAAAUUGCAUUUAUUGAAAAUGUCUGUUUUAACAGCUUGAUUUUAAUGUGUUAAUGACUGUACUAAAUAAAUAAAAAGUUUUGGGACACUACUUCAUUUAACAUA
Molecule: messenger RNA, 2326 nt
Organism: Epinephelus lanceolatus (giant grouper)
Lineage: Eukaryota; Metazoa; Chordata; Actinopteri; Perciformes; Serranidae
Gene: kif2c
Product: kinesin family member 2C
Biological process (GO): microtubule-based movement; microtubule depolymerization
Cellular component (GO): microtubule
Molecular function (GO): microtubule binding; ATP binding; microtubule motor activity
Source: RefSeq, a predicted model, not a curated record